Molecule: messenger RNA, 729 nt
Organism: Loa loa (African eye worm)
Lineage: Eukaryota; Metazoa; Nematoda; Chromadorea; Rhabditida; Onchocercidae
Exons: 6
Coding region: 1-729 (242 amino acids)
Biological process (GO): positive regulation of transcription by RNA polymerase II
Molecular function (GO): DNA-binding transcription factor activity, RNA polymerase II-specific; RNA polymerase II cis-regulatory region sequence-specific DNA binding
Source: RefSeq, a predicted model, not a curated record
AUGGAUGAGCUGUGCGGUAGUAGUGCUCUAUUAACCAGUACAAGUCAUCAUCAUCAUCAUCAUCAUCAUCACUCUAUUAGCUCACUGAUACAACGAAAUGAAAUACAGCAUGGACACGUAAAAAUUCCGGAUUUAACAACUUCUCCAGUAGUAUCGGAAACUAAUCAACAACAUGGUGACGGGAAUAAACGUCGGGAUAGAGAAUCGAAGAAACAGAGACGGAACAGGACCACAUUCACAACAUUUCAGCUUCAUGAGUUGGAACAAGCUUUCGAAAGGUGCCAUUAUCCCGAUGUUUAUGCUAGGGAGCUAUUGGCUCAAAAAGUGAAACUUCCUGAAGUUCGUGUCCAGGUAUGGUUCCAAAAUCGACGUGCCAAAUGGCGUCGUCAAGAUAAGGCAGAAAGUAGUGCAAUUGCUGAUUUGCCGCCUGUGCGGCAUAGCACGCCAGGAAUACCGUCAUGGGCAUGGAUGACUCAUCCGGAUGAUUUUUCUGGUCUAAUGCAUCCAUUCGUUCCGCAAUCAAAUGGUUUGCCGGGCCCAGACAUGGUUAUGAAAGCAUCUUCACCUUUCUGUUUCGGAUACUUAUCAACGGCGACACCUACGACAAAUACGUAUGCAGGCGUUACAGGUUCAGGAGUUGGUAGCGCACCAACGUUUCCUGACAUUGAUCUACAAGGGGGAGUCCAUAAUGAGCAGAAGAAUAUCUAUACUAGUAAUAUGAUUGUCUAA